Messenger RNA from Lasiosphaeria miniovina, 916 nucleotides. Its product is annotated as peptidyl-prolyl cis-trans isomerase ppi1. Gene Ontology annotation, molecular function: peptidyl-prolyl cis-trans isomerase activity. Bases 105 to 650 code for a protein of 181 amino acids. The record is from RefSeq and is a predicted model, not a curated record. Gene Ontology annotation, cellular component: catalytic step 2 spliceosome. Lineage: Eukaryota; Fungi; Ascomycota; Sordariomycetes; Sordariales; Lasiosphaeriaceae. The transcript has 3 exons. Gene Ontology annotation, biological process: protein folding; protein peptidyl-prolyl isomerization.
CCCAGGCUUGUCCAAGCACCUACCAUUUACCUCACAGAAAAUUUCACGGCCAAAGUUGCAGUCACUUACAAGCAAGCUAGCAAGCUAGCCCCUGUCCCCUUAAAAUGGCCACCAACAUUAAAAUUGAGACCUCGAUGGGCACCAUCGUGGUAGAGCUCUACAACCUACAUGCGCCCAAGACAUGCAAGAACUUCGAGACGCUGGCGGAGCGCGGCUACUAUGACGAUGUCAUCUUCCACCGUAUCAUCAAGAAAUUCAUGAUCCAAGGAGGAGACCCGACGGGCACGGGCCGAGGUGGCAGCAGUAUCUACGGCGAGAAAUUUGAAGAUGAGAUCAGCAACGAGCUCAAGCACACUGGUGCCGGCAUCCUGAGCAUGGCAAAUGCAGGCCCAAACACAAACGGGAGUCAAUUCUUCAUCACCUUGGACCCAACUCCAUGGCUCGACGGCAAGCACACCAUUUUCGGCCGUGUGAAGAGAGGCAUGAAGGUUGUUCACAGGAUGGGUCUAGUGCCAACUGACGAGGAGGACCACCCGUCGGAGACUGUCAAAAUCAUAAAGGCCCGAGUAGCACAGGACGACGACGAGGGCGAGGGUGUGGAUGAGGACGCGAACGAGGGCGCAGGUGUGGAUGAGGAAUUAAAUGCCUAGGCAUCCUUUUCUGACACAUACCUCACUAACACGAGUUUGGAAAGGCUGUCUCGUAGGUCGCGGGAAGCAUGUUAAAGUACAGAAGAUAAUUCCGUAACACCUAGUGAGGGUAGAGCCACCGCUGGCAUCUUUCGUUGGACCAACAGCGGGCGGUGGACGAGCGGUCUUAGCUUCUUUUAUACAACAUAGCCCAAGAAGAUCCCAAGCCAUUUGGCCCACUGCCUUGUUACCCGGCUCUUUUGAUACAAAGUCCAGAAUGCCAUGAG